Molecule: messenger RNA, 285 nt
Organism: Epithele typhae
Lineage: Eukaryota; Fungi; Basidiomycota; Agaricomycetes; Polyporales; Epitheliaceae
Exons: 2
Source: RefSeq, a predicted model, not a curated record
UUCGCGCUCGCCAGAUUGCAUGGCGACGUCUGCCUCGUCCAAGUGCCCCACACGCCCGCGCCCGGCGGAAUGGCCUCCGCGCUCAUGGUCGCGGACGUCCACGUCUUCCGGCACGAGUUCAUCACCCAGUUCCGCUUCUCGCACCGCGCCACCGUCCACCCCGCGGACAUGCACAUCCUCGAGCCCAUCGCCGACGGCGCCACGCUCUACGAGGAGGACAAGGGCACCGUCUUCCUCGCCCGCGACGUCGUCGCCCGCCUCCAGAAGCACUCUAUGGCCGCCCGC